CCAUGACCGACGUGUACGACAAGUACCCAUCUUUCAUUCCAUCUGCUUCGAAAACGGAGAAAAAUGGCUCAAGCCGGCACCACAAGGCUCCCCUGUCGCAGUCUGAGACAAAGGCCGAAAUCAACCGCAAGAAGCUCUAUGAAGGAGGCAGCAUUUUCCUGGAGGAGCUAUGUUCUCUACCGAUGACGCAGAGAGCGGCGGAGGCAGUUAUGGAGAUAAAGAAGGGCAACACUUUGUUUGGGUCACUCGGGGCGCUGGCGGCGUCAGCUGGUCUGUUCGUCGCCAACGCCUGCGUCUCUCCAAUCAAGGUUGCGACUUCGGUGGUUGCGAAGACGAGUCCCACAGCUGCUGUGUACGUGGACUCCACUGCCGCUGUUUUGUUAGAGAGCGUCGAGACAGCUCUACCAGUCAUUAGGUCCGAUCCAGUCAAGGUGGCUAGACGGUUAAAAUACAGGUCCGUCAAGUUGAUGUAUGACGGGGCCAGAUGCGUGGUGAAGAGCCAGAUCGGCCAGUGUGCCCUGAAGACAGUGAAUACCCUGGUGGAAGGCGCGGAGGUGAUGCUGGCAUAUGUUGCUCCACUAGAUUCUUGCGCGGAGACUGCCGAGGAGCCCGGGGACGGUUUGCGCACGGAAGAAGAGUCCGGCGAACACAAGGGCACACAGACGCCUGCCUCUCCCAAGCCUGAGACUUCCACCCUUGUCUGUCGAGUACUUGCGCUGCCUUUUCGAACUGCGCUAAUGGUUACCAAACCCAUUCAGCGAACGAUGGUUUACUUUGCUAAGAGCCGGCGGUACCGAAAGACUGGGCGGACACCUUGUCUUGAAACCAGGACAGCGAAGAAGUCCUUGGAAGGGCGACCUAGGGCUUCGCCAAGAAAGCGAGCGAGUAAGCCAGAGAAACCACCAUUCUAUCGUCGACUCGCCACAUCCUUACUGGUCACCCUCAAGAUUAUGAAUCCACCACAACCUGAAGAUACCUCAGUCCAACCACCCAACUAUGUCUUCGACCCGAAUAUUGUUCCCUCUCCCAAGCACAAAUUUGCAAAACGGUCACACGAUGACGUUGGAAGUGAUGACGGGACUCUCUCAGACAUCAUGGGUGACCUCGAGGACUACUGUAGUGAUGAUGAUCCCAACUAUGAGUGGGAUUACAGCUGCAUGGGAGAAGACUACGACAGUUUCGAGUACAUGACUGAUUCCUUUAGCGAUCUCGAGGAAGAGUUGGAUUUCGUUGAGAAGGAGGCGGGGACAAACAUCCUUGGAGGGAGAAUAAGGGCCGCAAAUCGAGAUCACAAAGUAACUGCGAGAUUAGGCGACACCAAAACCGACAAGAAAUGUUCCGAAGCAAUCGAAACGAAUACUAAUACUCCUGUAACAUGUGCUGCGGUUAUGAAUACGAUUACCACGGCCACGAAAACAACUGCCGCUGCCACGAAAACAACUGCCGCUGCCACGAAAACAACUGCCGCUGCCACGAAAACAACUGCCGCUGCCACGAAAACGAGUACAACGUCCCCGAAAACAUUUGCUGCUGCCACUAAAAGUGCUACGAUCACGAAAGCGCCAACUACAACUUCCACAACUGGUGUUAAAAAGGAUAAAGGUGAUCCUUUCACCAACAACAACUUCACUAUAUUGGCCCCAGAAGACACAGCCCCGCUGACAAAAAACGUGGCGCUCCCUCCACUCAAGUAGGAUUCCAAAACAAGAGUGGAGGUGACGUCUUAAUGGUGAAUGUUGUGCUUAUGUUUGGUUUUUUGCAUUACGCCAUGUUUUGUCUUUACUUGAGAUAGGCCUGACGGUGUCUUUGAUAUUCUGAUGUGUAUAUACUAAGGCAGGUUUCGCAACCCCUACGAGGGGACUUGGACUUCGUCGUUCGUGAUAGUCGCGAAAUCUGCCUACUUUGCUUUUCGCGUUGGGAAUGAUAAGGAGAUUUCCAUUGUAUUGUUUGAGUGUCUUCUCUUUUGUAUUUGAGCGUUUCAGAGUCGACUUGCUUUCGAAAAGAUUCAACACACCUAGCAUAUACAUUUUGUAUACCGGUAAUUUCAUGUAAAUAAACAUAGAACGACGAGGAAAUGGGCCUUGCCUGGCCCUGGUCGAACAAAACUUUCCGUUCGCAGCUCAUCACUAUUCAUCGUUAAAAUCUUUCUGUAACUGAUCAUGUGCUGUAUCAUUU
This is a messenger RNA of Lineus longissimus, 2175 nucleotides long. RefSeq lists its product as uncharacterized. The coding region runs from base 3 to 1694 and encodes 563 amino acids. The transcript has 10 exons. The record is from RefSeq and is a predicted model, not a curated record. Lineage: Eukaryota; Metazoa; Nemertea; Pilidiophora; Heteronemertea; Lineidae.